CGUCAGUAAUGUCAUGAAAAGUCAAGUGUAUAAAUUGAAAUUGAUGAUUUGAGUUCAUAACCUAAAAGAAAUAGGUAUUUUUUAUUAAAAUGGAACUAAAUGAAAGGAUUUUACAUUAUUUAGCGAAAUGUGAUAAAGUAGACACGUUAAAAUUAGCUACCGAAUUUAAUGAAGAUCAUCAGAAAAUAGUCGGUGCCGUUAAAAGUGUCGAAGCACUUGAAAUGGUUGUAUCAGAACCAGUUAAGACUACGAAGUGGGGUUUAACUGAAGAAGGACAGGUAGUCGCUGAUAAUGGUAGCCAUGAAGCCGUCUUGUACAGAAGUAUUCCCGAUGAUGGCAUAUCUCAGGCAGAAGUUAUGAAGAAAGUUCCAAAUGCGAAAGUUGGUUUUAGCAAAGCUAUGUCCUCUGGUUGGAUAUACAUAGACAAAUCUGGUGGAGCACCACUAGUGAAAAAAAAGGUGGACAGCAUCACCGACACUGUACAAGAAAACCUGAAUGAAAUCAAGAAAGGAAUAGACAACUUAACUGAUAGUGUGCGCAAUGAUUACAAAAAACGCAAGCUUUUGCAAGAGAUAACUUUAAAGAGCUUUGUGUUAUCAAAGGGCCCACAAUUCGCGACGUCUAUAAAGAAAUUAGAGACUGAUUUAACAUCAGAAAUGCUUGUGACUGGAGCAUGGAAAGACUUGCAAUUCAAACCUUAUAAUUUUGAUGCUUUGGGCCAACCACCAGAAUGUGGUCACCUGCAUCCACUCCUAAAGGUCCGUUCUGAGUUCCGAGAGAUUUUCCUGGAGAUGGGUUUCACAGAGAUGCCGACGAACCAAUACGUGGAAAGUUCCUUCUGGAACUUUGAUGCACUGUUCCAACCGCAGCAGCAUCCAGCUAGAGAUGCUCAUGAUACCUUCUUCAUUUCCUCUCCAGCUAAAAGCACCGAGUUCCCUAUGGAUUAUUUGGAGAGAGUCAAGAAGGUGCACAGCAAAGGGGGUUAUGGAUCACAAGGUUACAGAUACGAGUGGAAGAUAGAAGAAGCUCAGAAGAACCUGUUGCGGACGCACACCACGGCGGUCAGCGCUCGCAUGCUCUACAAGUUGGCGCAGCAGAAGGAAUUCACGUCGCAGAAGUACUUUAGCAUUGAUAAGGUAUUCCGCAACGAGACCCUAGACCCUACCCAUUUAGCCGAAUUCCACCAAGUGGAAGGUGUGGUAGCUGGCCGUGGGUUGGGGCUGGCUGACCUCAUCAGCGAGCUGGAUACCUUUUUCCGGAGACUCGGCUUCGACCAGCUGCAGUUCAAACCGGCGUACAACCCGUAUACGGAACCAAGUAUGGAGAUAUUCGCGUAUCAUACGGGUCUCGGAAAGUGGAUAGAGAUAGGAAACUCUGGCGUGUUCCGACCAGAGAUGCUUCUGCCCAUGGGUCUGCCUGAAGACGUCAAUGUCAUUGCUUGGGGUCUGUCCCUCGAAAGGCCCACUAUGAUCAAGUAUGGACUCAAUAACAUUAGGGACCUCGUCGGCCCUAAGGUAGACCUCCAAAUGGUCCAGAAUAACCCUAUAUGUAGGCUCGAUAAGUGAAUAAAUGAUGAUAUUUAUUGA
Molecule: messenger RNA, 1586 nt
Organism: Zerene cesonia (dogface butterfly)
Lineage: Eukaryota; Metazoa; Arthropoda; Insecta; Lepidoptera; Pieridae
Gene: alpha-PheRS
Product: phenylalanine--tRNA ligase alpha subunit
Exons: 6
Coding region: 90-1565 (491 amino acids)
Biological process (GO): phenylalanyl-tRNA aminoacylation
Cellular component (GO): cytoplasm; cytosol; phenylalanine-tRNA ligase complex
Molecular function (GO): phenylalanine-tRNA ligase activity; tRNA binding; ATP binding
Source: RefSeq, a predicted model, not a curated record